Molecule: messenger RNA, 5328 nt
Organism: Physella acuta
Lineage: Eukaryota; Metazoa; Mollusca; Gastropoda; Physidae
Product: DNA repair protein RAD50
Biological process (GO): telomere maintenance via telomerase; chromosome organization involved in meiotic cell cycle; telomere maintenance via recombination
Cellular component (GO): Mre11 complex; nucleus; condensed nuclear chromosome
Molecular function (GO): G-quadruplex DNA binding; single-stranded telomeric DNA binding; double-stranded telomeric DNA binding
Source: RefSeq, a predicted model, not a curated record
AAUCGAAUUUGUUUACAAACGAAAACAUUCAUCAUAGUCACGAUUGUGAACCAUUUCACAAUAGUUCUUUUACUAAAUUACCAUAACAUCUAUUAAAUAGAUAUGAUACUUUAUAAAUAUAGAGAUCUAUCUAAGUUUAAUAUUUAAGCAUCAAGAAGUGAAAGGAAAUAGUUAAGAAUGUCAACUGUAGAUUUACUUGGAAUACAGGGCAUUCGAAGUUUUGGUUGUGAGGAAGCUGACAUUCAGACAGUUCCAUUCUUUAAGCCAUUAACGCUUAUUUUUGGACCCAAUGGCACUGGCAAAACUACAAUCAUAGAAUGUUUGAAAUACGCAGCCACUGGGGAUAUGCCACCCGGAACUAAAGGACCAGGAGGAGCUGCAUUUGUUUAUGACCCUAAGCUGGCUAAAGAAAGUGAAAUUAAAGCUCAAAUAAAGAUGAUGAUAAGGGACAUAACUAGAAAUUCUUGCAAAGUGCAGCGUUCACUGUCUGCAAGAGUAAGGGACACUGAGGGUAAAAAAGUGGAAAUUAAGACAUUAGAUGGAGAACUUACAAGGUUCACCUCCAAUGGUGAAAGACAGUCAAUUGCAUGCAGAUUCUCUGACUUAAACAGAGAGAUGAUUGGAGCCCUGGGUGUAUCAAAAGCUGUUCUAGAUAAUGUGAUAUUUUGUCACCAAGAAGAUUCAAACUGGCCAUUGAGUGAAGGAAAGGCCCUGAAGGAGAAAUUUGAUGCCAUCUUUGCAUCAACUAGAUACACAAAAGUUUUGGAUGCAAUAAAAAAGUUAAAGCAGUCUCAGGAUCUAGAAAUUAGGGAAGGAAAAAAGGAAAUGGAUUAUCUUAAGCAGCAUAAAUCCAAAGCUGAAGAGCUGGAAAGAGAUCUAGAAGAUUUGCAAGUUAAACUUACUGCUUCAAUUGAAAGUGUAAAUAAUAUUACUGAAGAGUUGAAGCCAGUGAAGGAGCAGCUAACUACAAUCGGAACUAGACAAAAUGACAUAUUUAAACUGGAUACAGAGAAACAAAAAUUAGUUAGUGAACAAAGUUAUCUUGAAAAAAGUAUUGAAGACUUAAUGCUGAAAAUAAAAGAAGAGUUUCAAGGAACAACUGCUGAGCUGAAAAAAACAAUACAAGACUUUACCUCCCAGCUUGAAGAGAAACAGGAAGAACUAGAUCAACAAGAACAAGAGCAAAAUAAAAUAAAAAGCGAGAUUGAGAAAUUGAUGAAAGAAAAGAGUACUUUAAUGAUGGAAAAAGGAAAACUUGAAAAGGAAGCCGAGAUUCAAGAGACCAAUAUCAAAAGACGAAAUAAAAAGAUAUAUGAAGUAGCAAAGGCUUAUACUUUUGAGGGUUUGGAAGAGGACGUAGAAAUCAAUGAUGCAAAGUACAGACUGUUCUUUGAGCUGAUUAAAGAUAAAUUAAGUUCUAUGAUGGAUGAAGGGAGAAAGAAAAAGGCUGAAUUUGAAGAUACAGAAAAUCAGCUGCAAGUUAAGGUUGACAAGUUGAAAGAAACAAAAACAAAACUGGAACAUGGUGAGAAAAUGAAAAAUGAAACAAUUGAAAAAAACACAAAAGAAAUCAAAGAAAUAAAUCAGAAACUAAGCCAAAUGGCUGCCUCUGAAGACAAACUGGCAGGUCUAGGUCUUGAUUUAAAAAGAGCAGAAAAUGAAUUGCAUGCUAUUGAAAAUUCUUUAAAUCCAGAUGAUAUAAAAAAGGAGAUAUUGGAUCUCGACAGACAGAAAAAGCAACUAGAUGCCACAUUGAAUGAACUGAGCACAGAGUUAAAUAAAAUAACAAAGCAGUCUGGGAUUCAGACACAGCUAGACAUGUUGAUUGCCAACCAGCAAGAAAAAGAAUCAACUAUUGAAAGGUUAAGAAACGAGCACAAAGAUAGCAUAGAGAGUGUUUUAGGUCACAUACCUAUGGAUAACUUGAGGGAGAGUGUCAGUGAUUACAUAAGUAACCAAACAGAUAACGUUAGGAAAUGCAAUACUGUACUUAGUGAGUGCAAGGCACAGCUUUCAAAAAAGCAGGCAGAGAAAAAUGCAGCCACUGAUCAACUACGCCAGAAGGAAGAUGACUUGAGGGCAUCAAAAGACAAAAUUCAAGACAUAUGUGAAAGUCAGGACUUGGAUGAGGAAUUUAAUGAGGUGCAAAGAAAUCUAACACAGGCUCAAGAAGAAAAGGGUUCCCUUCUUGGUGCUGAUCAUAUGAUCAAGAAAUACAUAAGGAAACUUGAAAAAAAUAACCCAUGCUGCCCAUUAUGUAAGAGAGGGUUCCAACAGGUACAAAAAGCCAGGGAGCUUAUUCUUAAACUACAAGAAAAGUUGCGUAAGGUACCCAUAAGCCUAAGGAAAGCUGAAGAGGAUAUGGAAAAGUACCAGAAAAAAUAUGAUGAUAUCAUGCAGCUGAGACCAAUCCAAGAGAAUGCAGAUAAAAUCCAAGACAUAGAGAUUCCAAAUAUCAAGGAAAAAAUUGAAAAGUUAGAUGAAGAUAUAAAGCAAAUUAAAGAAAAUCUCCAGACAAAAGAAGAUGAGUUCAGCAUACUUGAAAACAGUCUACAAACUGCUAAAAGCUUUGAACCUGAUGUUAUUGAUAUGGAUUGCAGACAAGGGGAAGUAAGAGAGCUACAAAGGAAAAUUGAAGCACAAAGAGCCUUGCUGAUUGGUGGUGUUUCUGGUAGAACAACAGAUGUUGUAAUGCAGCAGAGAGAAGAAAAGCAACUUGAAUUAGAAACCAUCAACAGAACUCUGGACUUACGCAGGGAUAAGUUAAGUGAAUAUCAAGAACAAACACAAAAAAUGAGAAAUAAAGUUCACACUCUUCAGGCUGAGAAGUUAUCAAUUGAAGGAAAUUUGCAGCAAAAAAUUAAGUUUGAAGAAAGAAGAGCCACAUUGACAAGUGAAAAUAAAAACUUUCAGCGUGAUAUAGAUGAGGCACAUACACAACUGAAACCCAUAGAAAAUCAGAUUAAAAAGUUGAUUGAGGAAAAAGCAGAUGUUAGUAAAGAAAAAGAAAUGAUGAUGGAAAAAGUAAAAGCAGAUGUUGAUAUUGUUAAGAAGAAUGGAACUGAUGUGAGGAAUGUAAAUACAGAAAUUAAAAGUUACAAUGAUUCUGGUAAAUCUGAGAAAUUAAAAAACUGUAUAAAGAAAGAGGAGCAACUGGAAAGUUUCCAGAAGAAGCUUGAAGAAAGGCUAGACAAUGUCACUGCCAAAGUAAAACAGUUACAUAAUGACAUAAGUAACCAGCAGAUGUGUGAGAGGGAACUGCAAGACAAUCUUCAGCUUCGCGACAACCAGGAAGAGCUAAACAAACUGGGUGCCAAAAUUGAAGAACUGAAAGGAAAACUGGUAGGUUUUGACAUGAGAAACUUAGAGCAAGAGAGGCAAAAACUGAUUCUCAAAGAAAGAGAGUUAACUCAGAAGCAAAGUAAUGCUUUUGGACGGCAGCAAGGUUUUAAAGAUCAAAUCAAAGCAGUGACCAAAGACUUAGGCUCUGAUAUGUACAAAGAUGCACAUCAGAAGUACAAAUCCAAGAUCAUUGAAAUAAAAACCACAGAGAUUGUGAAUGCAGACUUACAGAAGUAUUAUGGAGCUUUGGAUAAGGCUAUCAUGAUGUACCACAAAUCCAAGAUGGAGGAGAUCAACAUUAUUAUCCGUGAGUUAUGGAAAAAUGUGUACAGGGGAAAUGAUAUUGAGACUAUUGAGAUCCAGUCAGAAGCAGAUGAUGGACCAGCAACUAGUACAAUAAAGGCAAGGAGGAGCUACAACUACAGAGUUGUUAUGAUAAAAAAUGGUAUUCCUAUAGACAUGAGGGGAAGAUGCAGUGCUGGUCAAAAGGCACUAGCAUCACUCAUAAUCCGCUUAGCAUUGGCUGAAACAUUCUGUGUAAACUGUGGCAUCCUGGCUUUAGAUGAACCCACCACAAAUUUAGACAGAGCCAACAUUGAGAGCUUGGUUCUAGCUCUAGUUGAGUUUAUCAAUAAAUAUCAAAGUCUGUGCCAUUUUCAACUAGUAGUUUUAACACAUAAUACAGACUUUGUGAAGCUUCUUGGCAGGUUUGCUUAUAUUGAUGAGUAUGUUGAGGUGUCAAAAAACACUGAAGGAUUUUCAAGACUUACAGUGAAAAAAAUUGAAGAUUUAUCUUCCAGUUGAAGAAUUAUUCUUCUUAUCAUCAGCUACCUUCAAGCUCUACAAUUUAAUUGUUUACUUUUAUUAUUACAACUAUUUCUGUUUAUUACAUAAGUUCUAAGAAAAUUUUUAUUUCAGGAUGUACUAAAAAAGUGCAAAAAAUAAAAAUAAUUUUAAAACAUCAUUUUAAGUUGUAAAAGAUAAUUUCUGGGCAUUAUUAAAAACAGUGAUAAAAUAAACAUAUUUCUGAGAAAUUUGAGACAUUUCAAAGAAAAAUAAUAAAAUAUUUUUAUGGCUGAAUUAUAUUUUAAAUAAUUCUCAUCAAAAGUGUUGGUAUUUGCAUAAACCUCUAGAUUUCCUGGCUGUGAUGUACAUGUUGUAAUUAUGAUAUUUAAGGAUUUAGUUAGUUAUAUUCUUUGUGCAUAAUAGAAAAUGAAUGUCAAUAUUCUGUUUUUAAAACUGCAUGGGUUUGAUGUUAGGUGGAUUAAUUUGAUGCUCUACUUUUAGAAAAAAACUUUUACUAUACAUUAAUGACAAAAUUUUCUUUAGCAUUUUUGUUUCAUAGCUCUAGGGAAGAUGGUGCUCAAGUUUAGUUGAAUUAAUCUACCUGUGAUAUUUUUAUACUUGGAGUAUAUUGGUCCUUGUUUUUUUUCAUGUUUUAGCUUGUAACAUAUGUUAGGAUACAAUUAACCUUAAUGAGCUCAAGUGGUAAUAAUAAUAAUGUGAUUUGCUGAUUGUGGUAAACUAAAAUCAAUAAGGUGAAAUUAUAUUAUUUAAUUGUGUGAUGGUUAUUUUGGAUGUUUAUGAUGUACAAGCUGACCCGCAGCAUUGUUUUUUAUUUUCUACUUUUCAGUAAUUCAUAAUUUGUAAAUUUUGUCAAUACCCUUUAUAGCCGUCACUAAUUAGACCCAGCUCUACGAUUCUAAACAUUCUGCAUGAACCACAGCUCACCAGACUGGUGGGUGUGGUGGUGAUAGCAAAAUGGUCUUUUGCUCAUGCCUGGAGAGCAAAAGAGGGGGAGGUGGGUGGUUAGAUAGUCUGCUUGCAUUGUCUUGCCCAUGAAGAGAAUUAUAUAUAUAGAUUGUGUUAUUUUAAGAUCAUCUUAGAUAUUAUUCUAUGGAGUCUUGUUUGUAGCUGUUAGUUUUAGUAGUUCAGAUAUCAGCUGGAGAAUGUAAAGAUAUAUAUCAUGAUCAGGCAUUUGUUCAC